This is a messenger RNA of Paramecium tetraurelia, 1398 nucleotides long. RefSeq lists its product as uncharacterized. The transcript is spliced from 6 exons. The record is from RefSeq and is a predicted model, not a curated record. Lineage: Eukaryota; Ciliophora; Oligohymenophorea; Peniculida; Parameciidae.
AUGUCCCUAAAUAACUUCUUUAAAAAGAAAUAGUAAUUAUAAAAAGAAAAGGAGGAGACUGAAAAACAAUAGAAAAAAAUAGAAUAAGAAUAAAAGCGUAAUAUCCAAUCAGUGAAACUGAAAGCAAGAGCCUCUGAAAGAAUAGAAAAUUUUCAGGAGACUAUGUUAUCCAAAUAAUUUGUUGAAACUAUGAAAAAUGGUUCCUAUCCUUUAUUGUCUAUAAGCAAACACUCAUUUAGAGAUCGGGAAAAGGAAAAAGAAUUGGACAAAUUGGGUGGUAUAUAUUUGAAAACAUUUUAAGUGGCUAAAGACAGAGCAUCAACAGCUUAGAAGGAAUUUUUUUAAAGUCAUCUCUCAACUGGAGAAUUUGAAUAGAAUCCUCCAAACAACAAUUAUCAAAGAUGGCUACGACCUCCUGAUAUAUCGAAAUAAGAAAAACCGUUGAGAUUUGGAUUGGGGGAAAGGAGUGAAGUCCAAAGAUUGAAUAAGUAAAUUAAGAAUAUAAGUGCAUAAUUGGAUUUUGAAAACAAAGAUCUAAUUAUGCUAAAUUAUCCUAGUUGGAAGGACGAUGAAAAAUCUAAAUGGUUAGACAACAAAACCUUCAAUAUAUAUCCUUGUCUCUAUGAAGGGCCGAAGAGUUACUUCCCAUGGAAACAACACCCAAUCAAUUUGAACAACCAAAAUAAUUAAUAUGUGGAGGGCUACGAAAUCGUUGGGGAUCUUUCAAGAAAAAGAGAAAAAAACUAAGAACAUAAAAGAAGUGAGUUUAUUCCCACAGUCAAAGAAGAUUAGUUUGGAACUACUAUUCACAUCUCUAGAUCCAUAAGAUCUAUGAAAUAGGAUAAAAUUUUAAAUAUGUAAUCUAAUUAUGAUGAAUAUUCCACAAAUAAGUAAAUUGAGUUCUAUAAAACCACCUUAUUAUAAACUAAAAGUAUAGAUCAUAUCACUCCUCAUCAACAUAGCAAUAAUUAUAAAGGCCAUUCUUUACAUAGCUUAAGACCAUAAUAACCAUAUAAACUUUAUAGACAAUCCAUAAAUUAUCUAAAUUAAUAAAUAGUCUCAAAAUAACCACCUGAACAGUUACAAUAAAGCUCCUCUAAAAUUCAGGAAGAUUAAGCAAUAUCAUAAAAUCAAACUGCGGAAUUGUUCUUGCCAAAACAAAAGCUAACCUAAAUACAAGAGAUACCUCAGGUGCAAAUUUCAAGUUAACAGUCGAAUAAACCUUUUAGUAGAGAUACUUUAAACUCUUAAGGAGGAUCUAAGAGUAGAUUUAUGGAUUAAUAUAAUUCAAGGAGGUCCCAAUAAGUGGAGAUUAAAUUAGGUUAUCCCUAUAGACUCGAGAAUGAUGAAACCACAGCUGAAAUUAUGGGAAAAUAUUUUAUUGAAGAAUAAAAUUGA